Molecule: messenger RNA, 1625 nt
Organism: Oldenlandia corymbosa var. corymbosa
Lineage: Eukaryota; Viridiplantae; Streptophyta; Magnoliopsida; Gentianales; Rubiaceae
Source: the annotation of a GenBank genome assembly
AUGGGUCAUGAAUAUAAUAUUGAUUAUUGGAGAUGGGAAGAAGGAGAUAGCGAUGAGGAAGCCAAGAAUAGGAAGAUACCAUCAAAAGGGUUUGGUGGUUUGCAUGCCAAUAAUUAUCCUGCUGCAGAUGAUGAUGAUGAAGAUGAGGAUGACGAUGCUCUUUGGGCCAAAGAAGGACACGAUUUGGAUUUCUCCGAUGCUGGAUUAAACAAGCGGGAUCCUGGUGAAGCCAUGGAGGUAGAUAGUCUUAAUCUAUCUACAUCAUCUUUCUGUAGAAGAAGAGCUUCUACUUCCCAUGAUCAAGGAAAUCAGAUGAGAAACUCUAUACGUGGCGACAACCUUAUUCCACCGAUGGCAUUCUCUAGUAGAGCUUCAAGUGCUCAAGGUAGGCCAUUAUCUACAAGAGCUUCACCUUCCUAUGAUCAAGGAAAUAAGCAGAGAAGCCCUCCUAUAUCUUCUGGCAGUAAUCAUCAUAACCCUAGUAACGUUGAUAAAGAAGACUCCCCACAUGCCAUGGAUGGUGAUGAUGAUGAUGAUGAUGAGACUGAUGAGUAUGCAAAGGAAUUUCAACUAGCUCUUUAUGAACAAUCAUUACUGGAUGAUGAUGAGUUUGAAAGGAAUAUGCAACUUGCCAUUAAUCAAUCCUUGCAAACCUCUGAUCGUCCCGACCUAAAGCAAAAAGGUGUAUGCAAGUCUGAUCCGCUGAAAAAACUGGACAGUCAUUGUUUCAAGGAAGAACUCAAAAGGUUUGGAAUGGGGGCAUCAGGCAAUAGGGGAGAGCCAAUGGCUUCAUUAUGCGUGAUCUGUGGUGAUGAUAAAUCUACAGGAAACAUGAAGAAAGGUCCAAACUGCAGCCAUUUUUUCUGCCCGGGAUGCAUUAAUGCUUAUGUUUGGGAAAAAAUGGAGGGCCAAAUUGAGAACAUGGAAUCCACGACCGCGAAAUGCCCACACAAAGAUUGCAGGGAAAUCUUGAGUGCAAAGCAAUGCAGGGAAUUCCUCAUCACCCCUGAACUUCUUAAAGGUUAUGUGCAGAAUGAGAAUCGUUUGACUAGAUUACUCGCGGUGCCAAAGUACUUUAAAUGUCCAUUUGAAGAUUGUUCGAGACCCAUUUUGGAUGACGAGCUUUGUUUCAAGAUUAGGGCCUGCUCAUUUUGCAGUAGAAUCUUCUGCAUGAUUUGUAAACGUCCGUGGCAUUUAGGAUUGACUUGCGCCGAAUCUCGGAACCUGAUUGAGGAACAACGACGAAAAGAACGGUUAUUAGCCUAUAUGAUGGAGCUCCGAAAAAAUCUCGGGGUUGAGGAUCUCUACUUCUCGGGACCUAGAAAUUUGUUGGAUUAAUCAACACAAAAAGGAGUGCACACAAGUCUUACCAAACGUCUUGUUGAGAGCCUCCAAAUUUGGAGCUUGUUCCAGGAUGGUUGACGAUUGAGGAUGGUGGAGUCUUGAUCAGGGCUUUGUCCACUUUGCUGUGGAGGAUCUUCUCCUGCUUUUGGCUUUUGUAAAGUCCGAUUUAUAUAGGAUGAUAGACUGAGAUGUAACAGUGGUAUAUUUCUCCAAAAGUUUGCCUUUUGUUUUGGUUUCAAACACUUUUUACAUUUUGAGAAAAACCUUUAGCUGAUGUGGAG